Molecule: messenger RNA, 1773 nt
Organism: Columba livia (rock pigeon)
Lineage: Eukaryota; Metazoa; Chordata; Aves; Columbiformes; Columbidae
Gene: GTF2F1
Product: general transcription factor IIF subunit 1
Exons: 14
Coding region: 104-1657 (517 amino acids)
Biological process (GO): transcription initiation at RNA polymerase II promoter; positive regulation of transcription elongation by RNA polymerase II
Cellular component (GO): transcription factor TFIIF complex; nucleus
Molecular function (GO): DNA binding; TFIIF-class transcription factor complex binding; RNA polymerase II general transcription initiation factor activity
Source: RefSeq, a predicted model, not a curated record
CCGGUCCUGCCUGAGGGAGCUUCCGGUCCUGCGCAGUGCGGCGGCGCCGGACCCCCCUGAGCCGCAUCUGGGGCCACUCGUGCCCCUCCCCCCCACCGCAGAGAUGACGUCACUGGCCACCAGCAGCCAGAUGGUCACCGAGUAUGUGGUUCGUGUCCCCAAGAACACCAACAAGCGCUACAACAUCAUGGCCUUCAACGCCGCCGACAAGGUCAACUUCAGCACCUGGCACCAGGCCCGGCUGGAGCGCGACCUGAGCAACCGGCGGCUGUACCAGGAGGACGAGCUGCCCGAGGCCGGCGCCGGCAGCGAGUUCCACCGGCGGCUGCGCGACGAGGCGCGGCGGCGCAAGCUGGGGAUCGUGCUGCGCGAGUUCCGCGCCGAGGAGCAGCCCUGGCUGCUGCGCGUCAACGGCAGGGCCGGCCGCAGGUACCGGGGGGUGAAGAAGGGCGGCGUCACCGAGAACGCCUCGUACUACGUGUUCACCCAGUGCCCCGACGGCGCCUUCGAGGCCUUCCCGGUGCUCAGCUGGUUCAACUUCACCCCCCUGGCGCGGCACCGCACGCUGACCGCCGAGGAGGCCGAGGAGGAGUGGGAGAGGAGGAACAAGGUCCUGAACCACUUCAGCAUCAUGCAGCAGCGGCGCCUGCGGGACCAGGACGAGGAGGAGGAGGAGGAGCGCGGCGGGAGGAAGGUCCCCAAGAAGGGAGGGGACAGGGACAGGGGCCACGGGGACAGGGGGGACCUGCGGAUCCACGACCUGGAGGACGAUCUGGAGCUGAGCUCCGAGGACAGCGAGGGCAGCGAGGCCGAAGGGGACAAGGUCCCCAAGCGGAAGGCGCCGCCGGGCGGGAGGAAGAAGAGGAAGAAGAAGAAGGGGUCGGAGGACGAGGCCUUCGAGGACAGUGACGACGGCGACUUCGAGGGCCAGGAGGUCGACUACAUGUCCGACGCCUCCAGCAGCUCGCAGGAGGAAGAAGAGGCCAAGGCCAAGGUGACCAAAGAGGACGAUGGGCCCAAAGGAAUCGACGAGGCGAGCGAGAGCAGCGAGGAGAGCGAAGAGGAGAAGCCGCCCGAGGAGAAGGAGGAGGAAGAGGAGGAGAAGAAGGUCCCGACCCCCCAGGAGAAGAAAAAGAAGAAAGACAGCAGCGACGAGUCGCAGACGUCGGAGGAGAGCGACAUCGAUAGCGAAACGUCCUCCGCGCUCUUCAUGGCGAAGAAGAAGACCCCCCCAAAACGCCGCGGCUCCACCAGCUCCUCGCGGGGGGGCAGCCGCCCCGGGACCCCCACGGAACUGGGGGGGCCCAGCAGCACCAGUAACACCAGUAACACCCUGCGCGCCGCCGCCUGCAAGCUGGAGCAAGGCCGCCGCCCCCCCGCAGACCCCCCCUCCGCCAAGCGCCCCCGUGUGGACCCAGCGCCGCCCUCGGGCAAAUCCACCCCCAGCAGCGGCGAGGUGCAGCUGACGGAGGAGGCGGUGCGGCGCUAUUUGGGCCGCAAGCCCAUGACCACCAAGGACCUGCUGAAAAAGUUCCAGACCAAGCGCACGGGGCUCAGCAGCGACGCCACCGUCAACGUGCUGGCCCAGAUCCUCAAGCGCCUCAACCCCGAGCGCAAGGUCAUCGGCGACAAGAUGCACUUCUUCCUCAAGGAGUAGCCCCCCCCGGGCCGAUGGGGACCCCCCCGCUUCGAUACGGACCCCCCAAAUCCUUCAGACCCCCUCGAAUCGGCUCCGAGCCCAAGUGCAAAGUCAUAAAAGGUUAAGUCGUAAAA